This is a messenger RNA of Botrytis deweyae, 1679 nucleotides long. RefSeq lists its product as uncharacterized. Gene Ontology annotation, molecular function: N-acetylglucosamine-6-phosphate deacetylase activity. Gene Ontology annotation, biological process: N-acetylglucosamine catabolic process. The record is from RefSeq and is a predicted model, not a curated record. The coding region runs from base 350 to 1540 and encodes 396 amino acids. Lineage: Eukaryota; Fungi; Ascomycota; Leotiomycetes; Helotiales; Sclerotiniaceae. The transcript is spliced from 3 exons.
CUUUAUAUUACAUGCCAUCAACAUCAAAGUCUUUCAAUAUCCAAGGAUGUACUAGAUAUGACUGAUUCAAUUGAGUUUACCUUUUUCACCUACCCAUGUAGCUAUGUGGAGAUACUAGAUAGCUUCGACCUAUAAAUAUCUACCCAGGCACAACACUUUUCCCUGGUUGGUCUGCUGUCGCCCUGAUCAUUUGUGACCAAUGGAAUAUCUUGGAACUUGGAACUAUGGACCGACUUGGCUAUCUAUCUCCAAGGUAGAACGUCGAUAUCGACACCGGUCUCGAAGUCGACAUCAUCUAUAGUACAACAACAUCUAUCAUCCAUUACGACGCACUUAUCAGUCCUUUGAUAUGGGGCAUACUCGAUUCAUCAAUUGUUGGAAAUGUUCCCACGGCAACCUAGAUAAUUCUCCUCUCACUAUCAAUGAAGAUGGUGUGAUAAUUGAUAACCAAUUUUGUGACGCUGAUGCGGAAGUGGUGGACCUCAAAGACAGUAUUAUCGCUCCUGGCUUUAUUGAAUUGCAAAUCAAUGGGGCCUUGGGUUUCCAUUUUGCAAAUUAUGUCGAUCCUACCAGUUAUCAUGAUGGUGUACAAAAGUUAUCGCAAUAUCUCCCAAGCACAGGAGUGACUGCGUUCUACCCCACAGUACCUACUGUCCGACCUGAUGUUUUUCACAACGUCCUACCAUUUCUGAGACCAUACGAUUCAUCUACCGGGGCCAGCGUACUGGGUGCACACGUUGAAGGACCCUUCCUUGCUCCGAGUAAGAAAGGUGCCCACAAUGCCGGAAAUCUGCUCGUUCCCGAAACUUCGACUCUUGAAGAUGUCUAUGAAAAACACAAUCUCUUAAAUGCGAUUCGAAUUGUAACAAUGGCUCCAGAGCUACCCGGGGCAUUGGAGCACAUCCGAAAACUGAGAGACAAGUACCCAAUUGCGGUGAGUAUGGGACAUAGUGCGGCCACCUAUGAGCAAGGAUUGAAGGGUAUGGACGCCGGUGCGUCUCUAUUGACUCACACUUUCAAUGCUAUGAAUCCUUUGCAUCACAGAGAACCAGGGCUAGUUGGUCUUAUAUCUAGUCCAAAAGCUGGAAACCGAUGGAACCCGUCUUUCUCAUUGAUUGCCGAUUCUAUUCACCUUCAUCCAUCAAUUGUCUCCAUGGCCUAUCACGCCUCUCCACAAGAGGCUAUCUUAGUAACCGAUUCCGUCGAGCUUUCCGGUCUUCCAGAUGGUAUUUAUCCUGGGCAUUCCCAGAUCCCGCAUCCACAGCUCAAAAUAGGAAACAAAGUGACUAUAGCUGGAACUGAAACCCUUGUUGGUACUUGUAUUCCACUAGAUCAGUGCGUCAGGAAUCUCAUGGAAUGGGCAAACAUACCAAUCGAAAAGGCCGUAAUGACAGUCACUGAGAACGUAGCAGCUCCGAUGGGUUUAGUGGAUAGAGGUGACUUAGGAUCCGGCUGCAGAGGGGAUUUUGUAGUGAUGGAUAAACAAGGGUAUGUAAAAGAGACUUGGGUGCUAGGAAAGAAGAUAUGGAGCAGCAGUUGAAAGUAGAUAGCUCGAAGGUUUAAUACACGUAGACCCUAGAGUGCUUUCAAAGUCCUCGUAAUAUCAUUCUUCACAUCGAUAACUUUUCAGAUUUCUUUCAUUCAUCUUCGAAGCCGGAACUUUCCCUCAAUAGUAAAUG